Coniophora puteana RWD-64-598 SS2 is the source of this 442-nucleotide messenger RNA. Its product is annotated as cytochrome P450. The transcript has 3 exons. The record is from RefSeq and is a predicted model, not a curated record. The annotation marks the transcript as partial. Gene Ontology annotation, molecular function: heme binding; monooxygenase activity; iron ion binding. Lineage: Eukaryota; Fungi; Basidiomycota; Agaricomycetes; Boletales; Coniophoraceae.
AUGUGGGCUACUCCAUACCUUAUUCUCGCUGCUCUGUGUGUUGUAGUCUUACACCAUCGUAAUGGCACCCGGAGACGUGGUGCGCUUCCACCUGGGCCUCUCGGGAUCCCUUUCAUCGGAAGUGCCUUUCAAGUCAACGCCGCAAAGCCAUGGGUUACGUUCUGUGACUGGAGACGUCGUUAUGGUGACAUAGUCCAUUGUCGGAUCUGGGGACAAGACACCAUCAUUGUGAAUUCGGAAAGGGUUGCUCGGGAGCUUCUAGAUAAGCGCUCGUCUAACUACUCAGAUAAGACGUUGAUCGAGGCUACUCAAGCGUUUGGUCUCGAUUAUAGCCCAGGGUUCACGCCUUACUCGGACAGGUGGCGUAUGCAACGGCGCAUAUAUCAUCAAGCGCUGAGACCGGAGGCUGUCGUUCAAUAUCAAGCUUUGCAGUUGGGAAGGG